AUGCUGGGACUUGGGAGUGGGUGAGUAAGCUUCUUUGUUGUUUGAUGUCAGUUUUUAUUAUAAUAUCGAAAACUUUCAUUUCUUUAUUUACAUUUCGUAUCUCACUCACCAACUCAUAUGUAUAUACAAGGAUUGAGCCCUGUUUUAAUUCCAUCGUCAACUGGAUUUUUGUAGCUGGCUAGCUAUAUAUAUAUAUAUAUGUAUGCAUGCAUGUAUGUAUGUAUGUAUCAUAUAUAUACCCUUUGGCUGGCAGUGGCAAUGGCAGUACCAUAUUUAAGGUUAUAGUUGUUGGGUUUUGCCUAUAUUUCUAAUCUCCCCCUCGAUCUCACCAGAAUUCUACCGAGAGAAGCCUUAAUUCCAUAACGUGGAUAAGACCCUUUCAAUUCAUACCUUCGAAAAUCCAGGAUCGGAGAAUUCGCUGAAUAUUUUCUCUCUCUAAUAUAUCUCGUUGUAGAUAAGAUAAAACCAUGUCAUCUUUUCUCUCAUCAGCCUAAUCCUUAGUCCUAGAUUCAAUCUGGGAAGGGGAGAGACGAAGCCUAUGUGGAAGUAUGUGAAGUUAUAAGUACUGGUAUUAAGAGCCGAUAAUCACUCAUCUCUUAUCCUUAGUUUUUCCUUUAAAUUCGAAAUUUAGAGCAUUAAUCGAAUAUCCCAUCCCAAACAGAAAAUAGCCUUUGAUUCUUUCAAACUGUUGCUUUAUCGUUCCUUCUGCUGUUCAUGGACUACUGCAAGGAAGUUGAAGGGAAGGGAGUCCAUGACCCUUUUAACAAGAAUAUGACUACGUUAUCGAGGUGUGUAUGGGUGCCAUAUCCUGUUAUAAUUGGUGCUGGCCCUUCGGGCCUAGCCACAGCUGCUUGUCUCAAACAAAGAGGCAUCUCUAGCUUGAUCCUCGAAAGGGAAAACUGUAUAGCUUCGUUGUGGAAGCUUAAAACCUAUGAUCGUCUUCGCCUUCAUCUUCCAAAGCAUUUCUGUCAGCUACCCUUCAUGCCAUUUCCGGAAAGUUUCCCAACUUAUCCAACGAAAAAACAGUUUUUAUCGUAUUUAGAGUCCUACAAAAAACAUUUUGGUUUAGACCCAGUUUUCAACAAAACCGUUGUGAGUGCAGAAUUCGAUCAUCGAUGUGGGUUUUGGCGAAUUAAGACAUUGGGGCUGAAACAUGAAGAAACCGAGUAUGUGUCUCGAUGGCUGAUUGUUGCUACCGGGGAAAAUGCUGAGGAAGUGGUGCCCAAAAUUGAAGGAAUGGAUGAUUUUGGUGGCCCUAUACUUCACACAAGCUCAUACAAAAGUGGCCGGUUGUUCCGAGGGAAAGAUGUUUUGGUGGUUGGAUGUGGCAAUUCAGGCAUGGAGGUCUGUUUGGAUCUCUGCAACUGUGAAGCUCGUCCAUCCCUGGUCGUUAGAGCUUCGGUGCACGUUUUGCCUCAAGAGAUGCUAGGCAGAUCAACUUUUGGAUUGUCCAUGUGGUUGCUCAAGUGGUUUCCGGUGCGCAUCGUGGAUCGCUUAUUACUUCUGCUGUCGCGUUUUACGAUUGGAGACACUGGAAAAUUCGGCCUCCAUCGGCCCCAGCUCGGUCCUCUUGAGCUCAAGAGCAGAUCUGGCAAGACACCUGUUUUGGAUGUUGGGACAUUAGACAAGAUCAAGAGUGGAAACAUUAAGGUCUACCCAGGAAUAAAGCGAAUAACAUACAAUGCCGCGGAAUUUGUAGAUGGGACAAAGGAGAAUUUUGAUGCCGUUAUCCUCGCCACUGGUUACAAAAGCAAUGUACCACAGUGGUUAAAAGAUAGAGAUUUGUUUUCAGAGAAAGAUGGUUUGCCUCGGGAGCCUUUCCCUAACGGUUGGAAAGGUGAAUGUGGACUGUAUGCCGUAGGGUUUACAAAGCGUGGCUUGCUUGGUUCUUCACUCGAUGCAACAAGGAUUGCUGAAGAUAUUGCCCUUCAGUGGAAAGCUUAGUUGAUGACGCCAGAAAUUUUCAUGAUAUUCGGGGACUGAUUCUCUGAUCUUAGUUUGAUAUAUAAUCAAAGACUAAUGAACUACUUAGCUAGCUAGGCUUUUGCUUUUGUUUUCGCUUUCGCUUUCGCUUUUGCUUUUCCAAGGUCUUCUUUUAGAAGGAAAAAUGUUAAUUCUCAACUUUGUGAAUAUCUUGUAAAUGUCCAUUUUUCCAUAGCCAAGUAAAUUCCUAGUUCUUUAUA
This is a messenger RNA of Gossypium arboreum, 2183 nucleotides long. RefSeq names its product indole-3-pyruvate monooxygenase YUCCA2-like. The record is from RefSeq and is a predicted model, not a curated record. Gene Ontology annotation, molecular function: flavin adenine dinucleotide binding; N,N-dimethylaniline monooxygenase activity; NADP binding. Gene Ontology annotation, biological process: auxin biosynthetic process. The coding region runs from base 715 to 1944 and encodes 409 amino acids. The transcript has 4 exons. NCBI's taxonomy places the organism in Eukaryota, Viridiplantae, Streptophyta, Magnoliopsida, Malvales, Malvaceae.